This is a messenger RNA of Dicrocoelium dendriticum, 1933 nucleotides long. The record is from the annotation of a GenBank genome assembly. Lineage: Eukaryota; Metazoa; Platyhelminthes; Trematoda; Plagiorchiida; Dicrocoeliidae.
AGUUUACUCAAGCAUGACUCCGAUGAUUAAGGCGUUGAGUCCAAACGAGGGCUGGAUCACGGGAAGUGAGACGAUCACUGUGAUUGGAGAAAAUUUCUUUCAUGGGCUUCAAGUAGUAUUCGGCAAUACUGCGGUAUGGAGCGAGCUCCUCACUCCACACGCACUGCGCGUACAAACACCCCCACAUCAUAUGCCGGGAAUCGUCGACGUGACGAUGGCGUUCAAAAAUAAGAUAUUUUGCAAAAAUAAUCCUGGUCGCUUCGCCUACAUAUCAAUCACGGAUCCCACAAUUGAUUACGGAUUCCAGAGACUGUGCAAAAUCAUUCCGCGACACCCAGGAGACCCGGAGAGACUGCCAAGAGAGAUAAUUCUAAAACGCGCUGCCGAUCUUGCCGAAGCGUUGUACACAAUGCCCGCGAGGAAUGCGGCAUUCGGUUCGGGAUUGUUUAAUUCCACACCAGAAUUCGGUAGUAUGGAGGAACGAGGGAGAUCUGAAACACUCUUGAGUAGGUCAUCUUCACCAAAACCUGUCGGACUAACUCGGUUAUCACAAAACUCCAACCUGGUAUCCGCUUCCUCGAUGAGUAAUUUCCUGGCAUUAUCGUAUCACAGUGGAAUGGCCUGUUCCCACUCAUACGAUAAUAUUGACCAGAUGAACAUGUCACAGGAUCCAAUGAUGCGGGACGUGCGAUCGAGUCAUGCACCCUAUGUAUUUGAGCACAAAAAUUUGGAGAGCAAUACAACGUGCACCCAACUACUCCGAUCGAUACCCAGCUCCACCUCUGGUAUUCAUGAUGAGACCAUUGGUGUUCGACCAAAUAGUCUCAGCAGCGCCGACAGCAGCGGUAUGGACAGCGUGCAAAGUGACCCAGCGGGGACUGGGAACAGUCAGAACAGUAACUGUGGUAGCCCCCUAUUGUCCUCAACAAUUCGAAAACCCAACAUAUUCCGCACGAGACUGAGUGAUAAUCAGGUUACCGAGUUUUUUCCUUCCAUGAGGCACAGUUUAAAAAGAACUCGAUGUGAGUGGACGAACAAUGAACGCGCGCAUAACUCAUGUGGGACAGUCGGCAAAUCGCAACUAUUAACACUCUGCGAAAAUGAGGAGGUUGAACUUGGGGAACCCGAUCGAACAUGUGCAGAUAACGUCCAUCAACCUGAACAUAACACACCCAUCGCCUCGUCAAAGAAUGCGAAUGAACCUUAUUCGGAAGAAACACACAGAGUUAAUGAUCGGUGUUUACCUACCACACAGGACCAGUUCACCCGGCCAUGCAGUGUGGAAACCACCCCUGGAUCGCGUAUUCUGAAGAGAAACGUCCAAAUUGGGAACUCGCAGAGUGUAGCGGUCAAUAGCCCAAAUGAAGCAAAUAAUCUGCAGGAACAGGUGAAAUCCGGAAUGAAGUUGCCAAGGGUCACGCAACAACUAACCACAUUGCUUCCGGCUAACACAGUGUGUGACCGUUCACCCGUUGCAUUUCUUUCCAUGGCCUCUUCAAACAUGGAAACAGCGAAUCAUCCGCCAGUUGUUGCUCAGCCGAGCAGCUCAAAGCAACCCAACAUGAAUGAGAACUGGCCAUCGAGUUAUUCAGAUACGGGUAUGCCAUCAAGUGUGACGGCCUCCGCGCUCUACUCGUUACAGGAGUUCUCCAAAAAUGGAAUUCCUCAAACCGCGGUAUGCGAUAGCGUAUUUGCAUCGGUCACAUCGGAUUCCUCGGCAACCAUCUUGAAAAGCAACACAUCCGUUUCCUCGAAACAGAAAUGGGAGCCAUUCGAAGUCGACCGCACUCAAACGUGACAAUCCUGAGAACUCGGUUCACCCCACUCUAUCACUCUGGCUGUGCGAAUGGACCCAUUUUGGCCCCAUAUCUUAUAUGUACAAAUCACAUGUAUAUUUCACUGUAAUUAAAAUAUUGUUUGCAUUCAGCAACCA